AUGGCUUAUUGCUCCCAGUCGCCCUGGCUCGAGAAUGGAACGCUACGACAAAACAUACUCGGUGUUUCCAUCCUAGAGCGGAAGUGGUACGAUAGCGUCAUCUCUGCUUGUGGACUCGAAGCCGACUUGAAGGUACUCGAGAGUGGUGACCUGACUGUCAUUGGCAGCAACGGUGUCAAUCUUAGCGGGGGACAGAAACAGCGCGUUGUAAAUAAUAUGAUUGCGAUGGACAGCGGCAGAAUCCGAGAAGCCGGCAGCCGUGAGAUUCUGGCGAAUCAGAAAGGAUACGUGAGUGAGCUGGGACUCGAGUACACUUCUGCCGGUGCAAUUGAGGAGCCUGGGGCGGACGGAAACUCUAAGCCCCUCGAGGAGGUAGAAGGCAAAGCAUUGAACACGCAGGCUCAAGCCUCCCAGGAAGAUACCGACGCGCGGCGAAAGAAUGGGGAGAAGGCAGUCUACUUAUACUACUUGCGAAAUGCCGGUCGGAAGGCUGUAGUCAUGUACACUGUCUCCGUUGUGGCUUGGAUCUUCUUUUCCGAAUUUGCAAGUAAGCAUUGGUUGACCAACUUUCUGAAGUGA
Colletotrichum fioriniae is the source of this 579-nucleotide messenger RNA. NCBI's taxonomy places the organism in Eukaryota, Fungi, Ascomycota, Sordariomycetes, Glomerellales, Glomerellaceae. The record is from RefSeq and is a predicted model, not a curated record.